GGUUAAGAAGUCAGCUCAAAUUCACAAGCAACUACUGGAAAAACUGGGUCAAAUGAAUCAAAAAGAAAGGAGGAAUUGAAAGCAGACGUGCAGAGAAUAUAGGAGGAGUUAAAGGGCAAACAUAACGCCUUCUGUCGAGUAGUUUAUUAUAUAUUGUAGGGUCUGUGGAUUCUGAAGAGAUUAUUGAGUCUCGACUGGUAGUCAAGUCACAACUGACAAACCAAACCCAGUAAACAGGCGAUUCAGAGGCUCGCGUGAGCUUCGACUGUUCACAUUUCAGGACGAACAUCCGGAGAUAAAGAGAGGAAACAUCAUGCUGAAAGCAUCUACAGGAAGGACUAUGCCAACCUUGUGCGGUCCGGUUUGCAGAUAACCAGUGACUGUAACAUGAGGACCGGUGGAGAAUGACAUCCCAUUGUUACAGAGAGCCAUUGAAAAUGAAGAGGGUGAACGGAUACGUGAUCAUUUAUUUAGCAUCCGUGAUUAGUUUCUGUGCAGCAGGGGCUUUGAACAUCACAGCGGUGGAUGGAGAUGGAGGCGAGAACGGGACGGAGGCCAAUGGUGCAGGUUCGAUUCCUGUGGUGGUCACCAAAACCAGCCAGAUCAUCGCCCGUGAGGGAAACUGUGCUUUAAUUGACUGUAAUGUCACUGGUGACCCUUUCCCAAAUGUUCAGUGGUUCAACUCACACGGACACCUGCUGGACACAAAGAAUAGUGAUGGUAAAUGGUGGAUUCUGGACAGCGGCGUCCUCAACAUCACUAGCAUCACAUUUGCAGACCGCGGGAAAUACACGUGCGUGGCGUCCAACUCUCAUGGCAUGGCCAACUGCACAGUGACGCUCCGCGUGGUCUUUACCAACGGAGACAUGGGUGUUUACUACAUGGUGGUGUGUCUGGUGACGUUCACCAUCAUAAUGAUCCUCAACAUCACGCGCCUCUGCAUGAUGAGCAGCCAUCUCAAGAAAACCGAGAAGGCCAUCAACGAAUUCUUCCGCACGGAAGGUGCAGAAAAACUUCAAAAGGCAUUCGAGAUCGCAAAGCGCAUUCCUAUCAUCACCUCAGCGAAAACGCUAGAGCUAGCGAAAGUCACGCAGUUCAAAACCAUGGAGUUUGCGCGCUACAUCGAGGAGUUAGCGCGCAGCAUCCCGCUCCCGCCGCUAAUCAUGAACUGCCGCACGUUCAUGGAGGAGAUCCUGGAAGUGGUCGGCGUGGAGGAAAUGAGACACACUUUUGUUCGGCAAGCACCCGAGAGUCACGAUGGACACGUCGUGGCGGCCGCUAGCAAUUCCAGUGAUGUUUUUACUAUUUUGCGUGAGCGUGAGCGCAGCGAGUCUCCGGCCGCAGACUCCGACGAUGCCUCACUUCACGAGCAGCCUCAACACAUCGCCAUUCAGGUUUCGGUUCAUCCACAGUUAACAUCACCAGGAUGCUGUAACAUAGAAGCUCCGCCUCUUACUGAAAUAGGCUCCACCUCUCCACCCCCAUUGGCUCAGCUGCCUCUGGAGGAGGAGUCUGAGCAGGAAAAUAAGGCGGAGUCUGUUCAAGAGGGUGGUGCUUCAAAGAAAACCCAAGUCAUUUAUGAAAGCCAUGUGUAAUAUCCUGAAGGAAGGAUUAUGACCUCGCUAUGCAUUUGCUGUGGGGCAAGAAAAGGUCAAGGUUUGUGUUUGUUCUUUUCAGAAGUUGCUUUCUAUUUAGUCAUCUUAAGACGAGAUGAAGAGCUGCGUUUUUGUGUUUGAUCUCUCGAAACUCGAAUGUUCGUUUCAUGUUUCACCUUGAAAUCAAUUGGGAGAAAAAUUAGAAGUUGAAUUUUUUGCUUAAAGACAAUAAAUAAAGGCCAUAGAUUGGGUUUUUUUGGCAUUGAAUUGAGACAUUUUCAUUAAAAUGUAUCGGAUUGAACCCUUUUUUUGUGGAAAAAAGUUAUUGCAAAUUUGCAAUUUGUAAAAUACAGUUUUUGUUACUGAAUUUAGUUAAAAAAUAUCCCAAAAAUAUAUAUAUAUUUAAAAUGUAUUCAUUCAGUGCCAUCAUUUGCAAUAAUAAUUAAACAAGAAAAUCAAUACAGUUUUGCAUUAGCAUUUUGAAUUAUGAGAUGAUCGCUAAAUAGUCACAAUCCUGAUUAUUUUAUUUUUUUUGCAUUGAAUUGUGGCAUUUUAACUGUUAAAUGUUUCCCAAAAGUUAUUGCAAUGCAUAAAAUCUAGAUCCCAUUAUUAAUGGUAUAACAGAUCACAAAUCUCACGGUUCGGAUCACAUUAUGGUUUUGUAGUCACAGAUCAGCCAUUUUUCAGAUCGGCCAAAAAGGAGAGGAGACAAAUGUCAUUUGCUUUUUCAUUUAUUACAAAAACAGCACUGCAAGACACUUUGGAUUUAACAAACAGAAUGGAGAAGCUGUAAUUUUAUUAAAAAUAAAAUGAAGCAUAGGCACCAAUGGUGUAGUAGUUCGUGUGUUGACACAUGCACCCCGGUGCUCACGGCGACCCGAGUUUGAUUCCCGCCUCGAGGUCCUGUGCCGAUCCUUCCCCUCUCUGCUCCCCCCACUUUCCUGUCAAUACUCUCUACUGUCCUAUACAUUAAAGGUGAAAACCCCGAAAAAAUAAUAUAAAUAAAUAAAAUGAAGCAAUAAUCAGCUGAAUAAAAAUAAAUUGUAAAAUAUUCAAUACUGUGAAUAGUAGUUCACAGUUACUACUACUGUUGCUGAUGUCGCUAAAUGUAGAAAUCUAGCAUAAUUUAUACAACACAUGUUUAUUUUUAGUCUCAUUUUCAGUAAAUGACGUUAUUCACUCGGACUUCAUGUUUAAUCGCUAGAUGAUCAUUUUUGAGGAAUUAUUCAGUGGCAUAUUUUUAAUGGCUGGUUGUCGCCACCUAUUGGUUAAAUAAUGUAAUUUCUGCUGACAACUUUCAUUUUUGAGCGUCAGGUUAAAUGCAUAUGACGGUGAUUAUAAUCUUUACCAUAAACAUCAGUGAUUUUAUCUAAACUAUAAACUGUUAUCCCAGUACUUCUGUUUAUUUGACUGUUUAUAACUUCACAACGAACUCAAACCACUAAAGUCUGAAUCUCUUACUUGAUUUAUUUUUUAAAUUUUAUUUAUUUUUUAUAAUUUUUUUCCCGUUUUUCAAGCACAGAUUUAAAUGCUACGAUUUGUUGCGUGGGUGUUGAGAUCCCGAUCUUUUAUUGAUUAAUCAUGCAGCUUACACUGAAUGCAAUAUUGCAGGCUAAACGAGUAGUGACGGAAAACCCCUUUAAUAACCUAAGAAACCCACCACAUGCUGAAUAACCCACCACAGCUUCUUCCGUCAUCAUAAUAUUUUACAGGCAAGCCUAAAUGCUUUCAUACAUGUGAUUUGAAUGAUGUGAGAGGCGAUCUCUCUGCAAACAUUAGAAAUGGAGGGUUAAUCUACAAUUAAAAAAAAUGAUUAAUUGGCAGGUCACAUGUGUUCUGAACCGUGGGUUGAUCUGUUACACCCCUACCCAUUCCUAUAUUUGUUAUGAAAAAUAAUAUAUAUGUUUUAUUAUUUCAGUAUUCACCAAUGCAGUUCUGCAAUAAUUAUAAACACAAAAAUCUGAAUCUGGUGGUAAAAUAAAAGCUAAAAGACCUAAAUUCAAAAAUUGCAUAGUUUUAUUGAUUUAUUUUUGAUUUUGGGGUCAAAAUAACCGUAUUUCUUUCUGAGUUUGACCACUUCUGACAAUAAACACUCAUUCUGAAUGUAUUUUGGGCAAAGUUUUCUAUUUAUUUAGACAACUCAGUUUUGCUCGUGAUUUGUUUUUCAUAGUUUGUUGUCAACUAUAGGGCUACCGAGGGAUGCUAAGCUCACGGCUCACAUUUAAAUCGGCAUUACUUUGGAUGUAGUUACAGAUGAUACAUUUCACGGGUGAAUGCGAAUGAACGACUGAUAAAUCCAUAUGGCUGAAAGAAUAAAAAUGCAUUUUUUUUCGUUCAAUAGAACUCAACCAUUCUUGAACUACUUCAGAAGUGAUGUGCAUAGCAAUUUCCAAAAUCUCUCUCCCUCUUAUAAUGCAUGAAGAAUGCAUGAUGCUGGACUUGAAACUUUAGUUCAUGUAUACUUGUCAGAUAUGUGUUAUUUAUCAUUUACCAGGUAAACACAGCUUCGACACUUGAUUCAAUGAGAACAUUUGUAGAAAUUUCAGUUUGAGGCAUUUAUUUGAUUCACUUGAGUUUCCACUGGAGUCCUUAAACUGUUACUGUUAUUCAUGAUAGUAUUAUUACUUUACUAGUAGCGCUAGGGCUGCUUCUGAUCUCAAACGCACAGCUAGGUUUUUGUCUUUUCUUCCUUAUAGAGUGAGCUGUUGCUGUUUGUUUUAUAUUCAACUAAACUUCCUGAUGUUAGUAUUUAAUCUCUUUAAGCAUCCCCAAACCCUGGACAUUCAUUUAUUCAAACCAUUUGCUUCUUACCUCUCAUCUCUUAUUUUCACUGUUGUAAAUCUUCAAUGUUGAUCUUGCUUUUCCGGUCUCUGAAUUCAGAGUCCAUCUGCACUGGUAAUAGCUAGCUGAACGGGUUAAGCAGUAGUCAAUAAGAAUGUUCCUGGUCAGGAUUGUCAGUGGAAGCGAUGGCCAUGGUGCUCUUCAAAAUGCUGUUUUGUUUAUUUCUUUCUUCUCUCUUUUUUUUUUAAGUAGUGAAAUAAAGCUGCUGUGUAUCAUGA
This is a messenger RNA of Danio aesculapii, 4654 nucleotides long. It is a transcript of the gene mfap3l, whose product is annotated as microfibril associated protein 3 like. The transcript has 3 exons. Lineage: Eukaryota; Metazoa; Chordata; Actinopteri; Cypriniformes; Danionidae. Bases 405 to 1595 code for a protein of 396 amino acids. The record is from RefSeq and is a predicted model, not a curated record.